Sitophilus oryzae (rice weevil) is the source of this 849-nucleotide messenger RNA. RefSeq names its product trafficking protein particle complex subunit 3 (gene Bet3). Gene Ontology annotation, biological process: intra-Golgi vesicle-mediated transport; endoplasmic reticulum to Golgi vesicle-mediated transport. The transcript has 3 exons. The coding region runs from base 131 to 661 and encodes 176 amino acids. Gene Ontology annotation, cellular component: cis-Golgi network membrane; TRAPP complex; cytosol. NCBI's taxonomy places the organism in Eukaryota, Metazoa, Arthropoda, Insecta, Coleoptera, Curculionidae. The record is from RefSeq and is a predicted model, not a curated record.
AUUUUGCACUUUUCAGUUCAGAAUUUUGACAAUUCUAAUUUAAAUUCUCUAUUUGCAAAAUAAUAGAUAUUUAAAUAUUUAAUUUUUCUAAUCUAUUCUUUUUUGAAUAUAUUCAAAUUAGUAGGAAAUCAUGUCAAGACAAAGAUUCGAUACCAAAAAAGUGAAUUCUGAAUUAGUUACUCUCACAUAUGGUACGUUAGUUGCACAAAUGGUAAAAGAUUUCGAUAACCCAGACGAUGUGAGCAAACAGCUCGAUAGAAUCGGUUACAACAUGGGAAUACGUCUUAUAGAAGAUUUUCUAAGCAAAACUGGGACAGGCCGAUGUUUAGACCUAAAAGACACAGCAGAUAAAAUUCAAAGUGCUUUUCGACUAUACCUGGGUGUCCAACCAAAUGUAGUUAACUGGAGUCCCGCGGGAGACGAGUUUUCAUUUAUAUUAGACAGCAAUCCGCUCACUGAAUUAGUCGAACUACCUGAAGAUCUCAAACAAUUGAAAUAUUGUAAUAUUAUAUGUGGUGCAAUACGAGGGGCUCUGGAAAUGGUUCAGUUGGAUGUACAGAGCUGGGUUGUACAGGAUCAGUUAAAAGGAGAUCAAAACACAGAAAUAAGGGUGAAAUUUAUAAGAAGAUUAGAGGACGCAAUGCCUGCUGGAGAGGAAUAAUUACACACAUAGUAACUUAAUUAUUCUUAAUACAUAUUUAUUAAAUUUAUAUAAGAAAAUAAAUAUUUGUAUAAUUUUUGUACAAAACUUAUGUUAAGUAUUAUAUCUUAUAAUAUUUUAUAUUUUUAAUUGUAGUUAAGUGAUCAAAGUUAUAAAUCUUGGGCUAAAUAAAGUCCACAUACACAUUA